UUGGCAGGGCUCCCCAGCAGCACAGCAUGUGCCCUCCUGUGUGCCUGGCAGCUCCAGCACCCCCUUCCUACCCGCCUGUAGGAGUGGAGAAGUAGUUCAGGAGCUGUGGGGCAGGCGAUAUUUUUGGCUCAGGUCACAGAUUGAUUCCUGCCCACUCUUUCCCUGCUGCUUGCAAGAAAGGGUCCCCAUCUGAGGAUGUAGAGACAAGCUUUUAAAGCCGUGGAGUGGGAGCACAGUGCUGCAGCCUCCCAGUCACCAGGGCUCUAGAAGUCACAAGCAACCAGCACCUGACACGAUCUCAAAGGAACAAUCUCCUGUUAAUUUCGUAAACCGGACUGAGUAACAUGAUGCUCCCAACAUGCAAAUGAUUUCAGAUGGAAACAAAUUACACAUCAGAAAUGACAAUGCUGAUAACAGUACCAUCCUCCACCCAUUCUGUUUCCCAGAACCACCCCCUUUCUCCCCCUCCCACCCUACCAAAGCCUGGGAAGGACAACCUGCGGCUGCAGCGGCUGCUGAAGAAGGCAGCCAGGAAGAACGCCAUCCUCACCUCAGAGCAGGGCAAGUCCUUCCGCUCCAGCCUUUCGCCUGUGAACGAAGCCAGCCCCGACCAAGAACGUGCUGAGAGCCCUGCCCCAGCAGAGCCCCCUGAAACCACAGCACCCCCCUCUGCCCCCCUGCCAACCCACCUCUCCAUCAGGCCUGUCAGCCACCGUGCCCCCUCCCCUUUCCGAAAGGGGAAGCCUUUCGCACUGAAGGUCACCGAGCAGCGGCGCAUUGCUGAACAUGUCAAGCUCACAGCCUCUUCAGCCAUGCCCCUGCUACAGAAGCCAGGAGCACCUGAGACUCCCCAGCAGCCUCAAGGUAUGGGCUCCCACCUUCCCUCUCCAUCUGACCCUUCAGUGUCUGUUCUCCCCCAGCCUCCUCCUUCCAGUACACCCAGUACAGAACAGGCACCAGGGGUUACCUACGUCACCAGGGUGAACACUUAUUUCCACAGCGUCAAGCCCCCCAGGGCUAAGACUCCCACACCAAACCCAACCCAAGGAACUGUCAACCACGAAGACAAAAGGCCUACCUCCCCAGCAUGUCAAACAAGCAGCUCUGAACCAUCUCCAGAGCAGACACCCACCUCAGUUAAAGACAGCAAGGCCACUCCCCCCUUGCCAAAACCUCCCCUCCUUCCUGCCGCAGAGACAGAGCCUCCUGAUCAAGGACCUGUUCCUACUGAGGAGCCCAGCACCUCUGAUGCCCACAUCAAUACAACCCACAGAAGUGACACUGAAAUAUCCAGAUCCAAGACAGCUCCUGAACUGCCCCAGCAAGACAGAAAUGUGCUAAAACCAUCAACAUCCAGCGCUCCCUGGAGGCAAAGACGCCCAGCAACAGCAACUCCAGCACAAACUGAUGGUACUGGGCCCACAUCCACAGACACCAAGGCAGAACACAUCCCUGAACCUCAGAUGACUCCCAGCUUACCCAACAUUGGCUGUCUCGCCAAGGCUGAGCCAGCAUCAUCGUCAGUAGAAGCACCAAGACCUUCUGGAAGUGGUGCCAGUGGCUGGCAUCGCCUCAAGAAGCACUUGAUGGUGCAGCCAGAAGCAAACAACUUCCCAGAGUCUGAGCCAGAAAAGCUGGGACAGAAGGAAGGGAAUAAAGAGGAUGCUGCUCAAGCAGUCAUCGAGCAAGACUCCAUGCUGGUUAAAUCAAAAGCCAUGAGAAUGUGGGAUGCCAUUUUAUACCAGGUGACACUCACCAAGGAGAGGAAGCAGCAAGCAGAAGAGAAGAAGCCACAGAAGGAAGAAAGCGUCUUUCUUCCCCGCCGCUUACCCAUCCUUCUACACAAGCCACGUUUUGAUGCCCGGAAACUGAAGGAACUGGCUGCCAAACCCAUGACAAAGAUCAGCACCGUGUUUGAGCUGAGCCGCUUUCGACCCAAAGGGGCCGCGGAGCACACCAAGAGCUUUAACAGAACAGCAUCAGGAUGGUCGGUCAACUGAAGCCAGGCUGCUCCACGCCUCUGGACAUGCACCAACCGAGAGGACACCUGUGACCAAGUUUACUGCCCAGUGGAGCCAGGAGUAAGAAAAAAAAAGAAAUUAAAUAAAACCCCUCCAAGCCAGCAGCCCCAUGCUGCAGGUUUAAGGGUUACUCUCCAUACAUUCAAAAGCUCAAAUACAUAGCUACCACAUCCACAGGUCACAGGAAAACAAACAUGUUUGUUUUAAAGAGUCAACAACAAUCACUGGAUGAAGUAACAGAGUGAAGAGGACAAACUGCCUAUAGAAAAAAGACCAGUUUUGAGUAGGAUAAUGGAAUCUGAAUUUUUUUGCAUUUAUCUAAGACAGAUCCUAGGAACAGCAGCAGUUGAACAAAAUGGAAACUCAUCCUUUCACCCAAGGCACAGAGAACAGACAGUAAGAUAUCUUGCUCUCACCAAGCAGUUCCUCUGCCUAACAAAAUGGGCAUCAUCCGACAACCUCCUAGGCCAGUCUACUAAAUACUAAUGCACAGAAGAAUAAUUUUGUUAUGGUAAUCAAGUUCUGUUAUGUAUUUUACCAU
Molecule: messenger RNA, 2562 nt
Organism: Poecile atricapillus (Black-capped chickadee)
Lineage: Eukaryota; Metazoa; Chordata; Aves; Passeriformes; Paridae
Gene: PRR33
Product: proline rich 33
Exons: 3
Coding region: 375-2000 (541 amino acids)
Source: RefSeq, a predicted model, not a curated record